AUGGAGAUUCAUAGAAAAUUCACGGAUAAGGUCAAGACAUAUCCAAAGUACUUUCAAAUGUUCCUCAUCGUUUUGGUUGUGACGUUCAUCAUAACUAUUCUCGUUGUAGGAAGUGUAUCUGAGCCAGGCCGGCUCCUGCAGUUAUACGCCCCUUCUGAGGAGUUUGAUUUAUAUAGAGUUUAUUUCUUCAAAGUUUGCCGGUCUAAGAUUGAUGGGAUCAACGACGGCUGUCAUGGGAAUUUACCGGUGGUUCUUUCUGAUGAUGCUUCCUUUGCUGGAUUUCCAAAUCUUAGAAUUAUCUUUGCCUUAUUUUUUCUGAGUGGCCUCGCCCAUCUCGCCCAUGGCUUCUUCGGCAUAAAGGUUCAUUUGAAUCAUCUACAUCACCCCAAAAUCGAAAAUGCGAUGGCUUUUAUGUCCUUCUUCACCUUGCUUGCGGCUGCAAUCGCCUGCCCAUGGAUCUUGAUCGAUUAUCGGUGGCAAAUUCAGUCUGUUAGUGAAGAUGAAAUCACUGUAAAUAUCAGUACUACCAUCAUUGGGUUGGGGCUCACGGCAGUGCUCUUCAGUCUCGUGAGUAGGGAGAUACUGAUUGUGGGAACACUCAAGAACGAGAGAGCGAUUCAAGAGUUUUCGGCAAGAGCAACUCAGGCCUACUUCGAGAGGGUACCCGGCCUCGAUGCAAAUGUCGAUGCCUCUUGGAACGAGAAUGGCGCCGUCUCCAAAUGUAUACGCACGGGGACCUCAAAGGUCUCCACCUCAACCUCAACCUCUCAAGGACCGCCACCUCCAACGUAUGCAGGAUACGGUCGUGGCUCAGGUUGA
Molecule: messenger RNA, 819 nt
Organism: Botrytis porri
Lineage: Eukaryota; Fungi; Ascomycota; Leotiomycetes; Helotiales; Sclerotiniaceae
Exons: 5
Coding region: 1-819 (272 amino acids)
Source: RefSeq, a predicted model, not a curated record